Messenger RNA from Trichoderma asperellum CBS 433.97, 1074 nucleotides. RefSeq lists its product as uncharacterized. The record is from RefSeq and is a predicted model, not a curated record. Gene Ontology annotation, molecular function: 2-oxoglutarate-dependent dioxygenase activity. Lineage: Eukaryota; Fungi; Ascomycota; Sordariomycetes; Hypocreales; Hypocreaceae.
AUGUCGGGUCCUAAAAGCAGCUUUCAAGAGAUCCCUGUAAUCGACCUGGCUCUGGCAGAUGAUCCAGCAUCACUCCCAACGCUUCUCGGCGCUCUUCGCAUCGCUCUUACAGAGGUGGGAUUCCUAUACGUCUCAAAUCACGAGGUACCUCAGCAAGUAAUUCACAGUCUCGUUGACAUACUUCCGAGGUUAUUUGCACUCCCAGACAGUGCAAAAAAGGCAGCAGCUUUGGAGAACUCGAAGCAUUUCCUUGGAUAUUCGGGGGCAGGCACGGAAAUCACAAAUGGCCAGGCCGAUAUAAGAGAGCAAAUUGAGUUUGCAACAGAAUUAGCGGCCAUCUCAAAUCCCGAUGCCCCUCUAUAUGAAGGGUUAAGAGGCCCUAACCAGUGGCCUACUGGACUUCCAGAGUUGCAACCAAUCGUUGAAAAUUAUAUUUUAGAGUUGACUCUUCUUGCGGAGCGUUUCCUUGUUCUGGUAGCUCAAGCGCUAGACUUGCCCAAUCACACAUUUGAGUCCUUUCUCUCAGACCAACACCGCCUUAAAAUACUCCAUUACCCAGCCGUCUCUCCUGGGUCAGUUGGUCAAGGCGUCGGCCCUCAUAAGGAUUCAUCUGGCUGGUGGACAUUUUUGCUUCAAGCUUCGCCACCAAAUGUCAAGGGAUUACAAGUUCUCAACAAAGCCGGCGACUGGAUCGAUGUCCCUGUAAUUCCAGGCACGCUCGUGGUAAACAUUGGCCAAGCAUUCGAAGUAGUAACACAUGGCGUUUGCAAGGCAACAAUACACCGAGUACUCUCAAGUGAUUAUGAGAGAUUCAGCAUUCCCUUCUUUCAAGGCGUACGACGAGACUUGACCAAAAGUGAGGCUCUUGGGUCUUUGGGGGAUCAUUUCUCCACGUUUCGGCAUGAUGCUGGUCUCGAAUCAGAGGAAAGCAUGGCCAUUGAUUCUCCGUUUCUACGCGGCAAAUAUGACACUUGGGGCGAAUGUCAACUGCGAAUAAAGGUUCGAGCUCAUAGAAUCAACGGACAGAAGUUUUAUCCUACAGUAUAUAAGCGAUACAUCGAAGAUGAUGCUUAG